AUGUCUGAAUCAUUUCAAGCCUCUGAAAUUGACGCUGGACUCGCUAACAUUACCGUGAAAAAAACUCCACACCACACCACACGGAUACGUCUCUACGUCCCCACAACGGGACAAAACGGCGGCGUUUGGUCUAAAAAACUCCCUCUCGUUGUCUACUACCACGCUGGAGGAUUCAUCACCCAAGGCAUUGACCUCAAACCAGUCCACGACUCCUGCAACCUAAUGGCCCGUGAGCUCAACGUGGUCGUCGCGUCAGCUUCGUACCGGGUAGCUCCCGAGUUUAGACUCCCCGCAGCGUACGAAGACGGUGUGGACGCGGUUGAGUGGCUAAGUAACUCCUCCGAAGACGACGAGUGGAUCAAAUCUUACGCAGAUCUUUCUAACGUGCUCCUCGUUGGGACAAACUCUGGUGGUAACGUGGCUUACAACGUCGGGGUUAGACUCACCUUCAGGAACCUAACACCGUUACGUAUACGUGGGUUGAUCUUGCACGAACCCUUCUUUGGGGGGGAAAAGCGGUGCGAGUCUGAGCUCAGACACGUGAACGGUCAGGCUGUCAGAGACUUUUACUGGAAGCUUUGUCUCCCUGAGGGAGCUAGCAGAGAUCACAAGUAUUCAAAUCCGACGGUGGGAGAUGGACCUGAUGAUAUGGAGAAAAUCGGAGGGAUGAGAUGGAAGGUGAUAGUGACUGGAGAAGGAGGACGUGCGUUGAUAGAUAGGCAGAGAGAUGUGGCGAAGUUGUUGAAGGAGAAGGGUGUUGAUGUGGUGGAGCGUUUUACCGACGAUGGAGAUGGUAACAAUGCUGAGCUCGGUGAUCACUCCAGGGCUCAAACUCUGUUUGCUUCCAUCAGAAGUCUCAUUCACUCUUGUGCACCGUAA
Eruca vesicaria subsp. sativa (arugula) is the source of this 879-nucleotide messenger RNA. The record is from the annotation of a GenBank genome assembly. NCBI's taxonomy places the organism in Eukaryota, Viridiplantae, Streptophyta, Magnoliopsida, Brassicales, Brassicaceae.